Molecule: messenger RNA, 1349 nt
Organism: Venturia canescens
Lineage: Eukaryota; Metazoa; Arthropoda; Insecta; Hymenoptera; Ichneumonidae
Exons: 2
Coding region: 86-616 (176 amino acids)
Source: RefSeq, a predicted model, not a curated record
CGCAGAAACGAUUCACCGAUCUCACUACAGACAGUCCGUAGUCACGAGAGAUGUUGUUCAAGUUGCGAGAAUUCUUCGCAGUGCUAUGGGACAAAGCGAGAAUGUGGUAGCUGGGGAUGAUCAUACUGAUGACAAUCAAAAUUUUGAAGUUCGAACAAGCGAAGAAAAGCAAAAUAAAAAUACCAAUGCAAAUACAGAAUUGUUAGCUGUAGAAGCCGUUAAGAGUAACAAGAAAAAAAAGUACUCGUGCCUGAUUCUGAAUCCGGCAGCAGUGAUGAGUAUGAGCCCAAUGAAGAGACCGAAAAUGAUGAUGAUUGUGACGAGGAUGACAUUGAGGAGGAUGAGCCAGCGCCGAAACGAAGAAAAAAAAACCAAUUCGACCAAAAACAAAUCCUCCACCAGCAGGGUUGAUCUAUCAAAAAAAAGGAAAUUGCGAUGGACUCCGGAAGAAAAAGUUGCUGCUGCGACUGCUUUUGAGAACGGAAUAAAAAAUGGCAAACUGCCUAGCACGGCCGCAAUGAAAAAAUUUCUUAAAGACAACCCGCAAGUACACCGAACAGUUGCUCAAAUUCGCACGUGGGCUUCAAACGAAAAAAAAAAAUAUCAACGUGGAUAAGUACACGUUAACCUGAACGAUAUCGACGCACUCUAUUUUUGUGGUUAUUGAGAUCAGUCCAAUAGGCUUGGUGUAAACUCCUUACACAUACCAGUGAUUUUCGUUUACAUUCCUAGAGUAUAUGCUCUAUACUACGCAAGGUGCUCUAAAAUAUUUCAUGCUAGACAAUGUUAAGCCCUUUUUAAAUCCGAAAAUCUAACAAAAUAAUAUUCGGAGAGGAAGAGACUGAAAGAUACUUAACAGUUAACAGUCAUUAUUUACAUAAUAUUCCGUUGAUUACAUAAACUAUCCUUUGAAACGAGAGAGUCAGCCAUCUAUCUUGUGAUGUAAAAUGAGGCAAUGAAAUUGUCAUCGAAGUUCAAAGUAUUCAAAAUUAAAUUUUGGAAAGUAUUUCUAGCUAGUAAGAUUUUUGUAAUCAAAUGAAAGAAUAUUGAACGGUAUUUGAUACGAAGAGCUAUUACAUUUAGAUUCAUUUGAUGAAUAUUAUUGUUUCCGAAAAGAUUUUAUUUUAUGUUCAGAAUUUAUUUGGCAUUUGAGAUUUUCCGACGUUCAAAAAUUUUUGAAUGUUGGGAUAUAGGUGAUAAAUCGCUGGCUAUUUGAGCAUUUACUUACUGUGAUUUACUUUUCUUUAUCAUACAUAAUUUUAAGAUAAUUCUUAAUGCAGAUUUAUAAGACAAUGUGAUACAUCGAAUCCCUAAAUAGUGGAAAAAUUUUUGAAAGUAUUUCUGAGUAA